AAAAAAGAUAAUGUCAAAUGGUGAUAUGUUGGUGUCCAAUCUGCUUCGUCAACGUGCUCAUGUUGAUCGGUUGCAAAUUGUGCCGUGCAACGAACAAAGACGUGUUGUGUUCCUGUAUAUCCGGUUUUUAUUUUGUUCUUAUGUCUUGUUUUCAGUGUUGCAAGGAUGUUAUCUACACAUUAUUGGGAUCCCUUUAUUUGUCAUGACCUCUGCAGGUGCUACACUGCACACGACAGAUCACCCAGUGAAGUAUGAAAUUGAUACCCAG
Radiomyces spectabilis is the source of this 268-nucleotide messenger RNA. RefSeq lists its product as uncharacterized. The transcript has a single exon. The coding region runs from base 18 to 206 and encodes 62 amino acids. Lineage: Eukaryota; Fungi; Mucoromycota; Mucoromycetes; Mucorales; Radiomycetaceae. The record is from RefSeq and is a predicted model, not a curated record.